Molecule: messenger RNA, 4121 nt
Organism: Panicum virgatum (switchgrass)
Lineage: Eukaryota; Viridiplantae; Streptophyta; Magnoliopsida; Poales; Poaceae
Product: indole-3-acetate O-methyltransferase 1-like
Exons: 3
Coding region: 2893-3987 (364 amino acids)
Biological process (GO): methylation
Molecular function (GO): S-adenosylmethionine-dependent methyltransferase activity
Source: RefSeq, a predicted model, not a curated record
UUGAGCCAGGCUUGAGCCAGCUGCAUCUGCAGACGAUCCCGUUUGGAACAUGCGACAUUAAUUCCCAUUUCAAUGGACACCAGGCCGGAUGCGUUUCGGCCUGAACUGAAGUACUACUGCAAGGCAGCAGAGGCUGGUCAGGUAUGACAUUGUAGGCUCUUGAACAGAUCAGGAAAAACUCGAGAGAACUUUUUUAAUACUAGUAAUGAGGGUAGUCUGCAGUUUUUUUUGUGUGUAGUGUUUACUAACAUUACUGAUAGAAAAACUAUUCGCCGAUCGAGCACCUCUCGAGCUGCACGUAGGAGUGGUAAUGGGCUAUGGCUCUAGUGUUUUCUUCGCAGCCUAACAAGGCCCUUAAAUUAUUUAGCUCAAAAUUGUAUAAGAUUAGAGCCCGGCUCUUUUAGGGCCCGGUCUUUAGAUUUUCUAGUUCAAAAUCUUGGGCCUUUUACCACCCCUGCACGUCAAGCUGGACGCGUAGUGCUUCAUUGAUUUGUGCUCUGCUGCACACAAAGUUAGAGGACGAAAGCUAAGUGAUAGUGUGUGAUCGAGAGCCUGGCGCCGCGAGCUUUAAUUUGUGCCCGGCUUCAUGGCGUCACCAAACACUAGAUACAAUAUGUUGAAUUAUGACAAUGCAUACUUGUGGAACAUUCUAGAAUAUUUUGGAAAGCAAAAAAGAGAAGAUAUUUGCCAUGAAAGAAUUUGGAGAGUCUAGAACCUAGAUAUUUUAUGUAUAGUAAGAAAUAUUAGAUAUUAGGAUAAACAUAUGAAUGUUCUAGAGUUGGAUAUUUGGUUAGAACAGUGUGGAAUGUUGCCACGUCGCAACAUCCUAGAGGUCAUAUACUAGUAUAAAUAGGGUUGCCACCCCUCCCCCAAUUGCUAUGACUUGGAGUGCCAUUUGAGUCCUAUGUAACAUGGCAAGGUUGCCAUGGUGUGAGUGUGUAGGUGUGUCAUGGUUUGAGUUCCCUUGUAAGUGUUAGUAUCUCAGUUUCUAAGUACUUAGUGUAUAAGUUGUGAUCUAUCGUAGGUUGGCUCUGCCACCUGGGAUCACAAAAGGUAUGGACUUCAUCUGUUGGACUUCAUCUGUUGGUAGGCUCUGCCACCCGGAAGCGAGAAGGCGGCUCUGCCGUCGAACGAACCUUAUACACUAAGUAGCUGGAAAUUGAAAAAGGUAGCUGGAAAUUGAAAAAGCUAACCGACUCUAAAGUGAGUUAGUGUGUCUUAUGUGUAGGUUCCCAAUAAAAUAUAUUUGAAGCAUCCAGAAGUCUAACAGUACUAAAACAGCUAAGAUACUCAUCAAGAUGCUCCAGUUCUUUACAACCUUCCUUAUACUUUAAGGAAUUCAGCAUUCGCUACAUUAAAAUCGUGCCUCUUGAGGUCAUCUAUGCACACAAAACAUGACAGCAAGUAAGGAAUAAAUUACUUGCAGGAUAAAAGAUACAACAUAUUCUAGGUGCACAUGAGCGAUUGUAAACACUGAUGUAUGUAUUAAAAAAAUUUAAUAUAUUGUUGUAAUUACCUGUUGAAAUUCAUCCAGCUUUAAUCUCAACUUGUUUUGUUCUUCUAAAAGCACUUGCUGCAAAAACAUAAAUAUAUCUAUGUGUCAUUUUAUAAAACUCGAUUUUAUAAUUAUUAUAUAACGGAAGUUUAAAAUUUACCAUUUUCUGUUUUUGUGAUAUUUCACGGAUUGUUAAUUCUUCUCCAUACCAUUUCUUUUGAGCUUGCAACAGCUUUAAUUCCUGCUAAAGAGAAAACUAUUUAGCUAACUUUUUUUUAAAAAAAAUAUUCUAAUUAUAUUUUACAAUUACAAUAAUACUAUCUCAGCCAUUUUGGGAUUAAGUGAAGAGAUUUCUUAUUGAGUUUCUGCCAUCGCCCACUCGUGGAGCGGGUGUGUGAAAGGGGAAAGUGGUGUCGUCGCCCAUUCGUGGCAGACUAGUGGGGUCGACUUGUCAGGUGCAACGACUGGCCCCAACUUGUCAAUGCGAAGCUCUUGCUCAUCUCGUUGCAGCACACGGAAAAUGCAAAAGACGUCUCCGAGCCGCGUCGCUCCAUCUGUAACGGACGGUGGCAGAUAAGUUUUGUUCGUAACAACAUGUGUCUCUGACGUGUGGGACCUAGCUACAGUAAGGGGCGCGGAGGAAGAUCAUAUUGUGGCAGAAAAAUCCUUGCAUUAGUUAUAUAUAAGUUGCAUUAGUAUAUUAUUACUGCACUAUCCUUCGCAAAAAUAAAAAAUGUAUCACGACUGCAUGUGAUGUAGCCUUAAUUUUGGUUCUUUUAAAUAGAACUAGCAGCCAAGUCCACAGUGAGUAUGUUCGAUACUUAGACCAGUCCCAACCCAUAGUGUCUAUACACAGUGUCUAUACCGCCACAUAAACAAGACACUAUGUUUAGAAACUACAUCCCUUAAUACAUAGUUUCUUCAUAUGAGUCAAUAAUUAAUACUCACUCAAUUAUUCUCUUCUAUAAACCAAUCAUAUUUGUUAUUUAGUUAUCACGAGGACACUAUUCUCUUCCAAUGCAAAUUUUGCUAGUGUCUAGUGUAUUGGUUCUUGUGUAGAAACUGGGUCUUGCAUGAAACCCAGUUUCUUCAUCUUUUUACUCUCUCUCAUUUAAUAUACUGCCACAUAAGCUAAACAUUCUAGGUGGCAGUGUAAUCAAUACUAUAAACACCAUCCUAGGUGGAGGGUUAGGGAUGGCCUUAAAAACUAUAUCUGGGUUACAAAUAAUAGAUGUCAUCAUGUGUUGGUGCAGCUGUCAUGCUAGGCGGUAAGCAUGGAUGGAGGCUCCCCCAUUUAUUGCAAGCCAAGCCCAAGGCAAUGCAGUCGUCCUCCAGUCUUGUAAGUUAUAUAUACUCGCCCUCCCAACUGCCAAAGCGUCGAGCUUCUUGCGGUGACCAUGGUGGCCACGGUAAAAGGAGUCGAAACACAACAUGAGGUCGUGAAGAAUUGCUUCUGCAUGGAGGGUGGGCAGGGGGAGACCAGCUACAUCAACAACAGCCAAGUUCAGUCACGGAAUCUCGAGAUGGUUGUGCCCGCGCUCAAGGAGACGCUGGACACGAUCCGCCUCCCUCGCCGGCCGGAGAAGCUCCUGGCGGCGGCCGACCUGGGGUGCUCCUGCGGCCAGAACACGCUCGUCGUCGCCGAUGCCAUCGUGCAGCACAUGACGGACAUGUAUGUCUCCCAGGGCCACGAUCCUCCGGAGUUCUGCAUCUACUUCUCCGAUCUCCCGAGCAACGAUUUCAACACCCUCUUCCGCCUCCUCCUGGACCGGCGGUACUUCGGCGCCGGCGUGCCCGGGUCGUUCCACGACCGCCUGUUCACGGAGAGGUCCAUCCACGCCUUCACCUCCACCUUCUCAGUGCACUGGCUCUCCCGGGUCCCGGAACAAGUGCUGGACAAGGGGUCCCCGGCGUACAACGCCGGGAAGGUGUUCGUGCACGGCGCGUCGGAGGCGACGGGUGCGGCGUACCGGCGGCAGUUCCAGUCCGACCUGGCGCGCUUCCUGCGCUGCCGCGCCGCCGAGCUGAAGCGCCGCGGCGCCAUGUUCCUGCUCUGCCUCGGCCGGCCGUCCUCCGCCGCCCCCACCGACCAAGGCCGCGUGAGGCUCCUGUACGGGACGCUCUUCGAGGACUCGUGGGCCGACCUCGUCCGCGAGGGGCUGAUGGACGGCUUCAACGUGCCGCUGUACGCGCCGACGCUUGACGAGGUCCGGGAGGCGGUGGAGGCGGCCGGCGCGUUCAGGAUCAACCGGCUGGAGAUGGUGACGGGGAGCCCUGCGGCGGUCGACCACCCCGACGACCCCGGCGCCGUCGGCCACACGGUGGCGAACAACGUGUGGUCGUUCGUCGGCGCGCUCGUGGAUGCUCACGUCGGGAAGGCGCUGGCGGACGAGCUGUUCGGCCGGCUGCAGCGGCGAGCGGAGGAGCGCGCCGGGGAGCUGAUGGCGGAGAUGCGGCUCCCACAUGUCGUGUGCUCGCUCUCGCUCGCAUGAGGCGAUGCCAGCUUUCUUUGGUUUCAAUCGCAUUAUUUACCGGAGUGCGUGCCACACGUACGGAACUGUAAAAUUUUACUGUAAAACCGAGCAACACAUUCAUGAAUGUAGAUUAGAUGAAGUGGUCUCACUCA